Molecule: messenger RNA, 2587 nt
Organism: Puntigrus tetrazona (Sumatra barb)
Lineage: Eukaryota; Metazoa; Chordata; Actinopteri; Cypriniformes; Cyprinidae
Product: fibrinogen alpha chain-like
Exons: 9
Coding region: 108-2228 (706 amino acids)
Biological process (GO): platelet activation; blood coagulation; protein polymerization
Cellular component (GO): fibrinogen complex
Molecular function (GO): signaling receptor binding
Source: RefSeq, a predicted model, not a curated record
GGCUGAGUGUCCAUGGUCAAUAAUGAGUCAAUCUGUUGAUCAAUCAGAAGGGUUCAUAUGGGAUGUUUGAGCAGUGAGAGUCUGUAUUCUGCACAGAGAGGCCAGAGAUGAAGCUCACACAUUUGCUCCUCUGCCUGUUCGUGUUCGCGUCCUCUGCUUUGUCAGAUGACACGACAGUUGUGAACCCUAGAGGUGCUCGUCCUAUUGAACACGGCUACAAGGCACAAGACACCUGUAAGACAAAAGAAUGGCCUAUGUGUACAGAUGAUGACUGGGGAACCAAAUGUCCAUCCGGCUGCCGAGUUCAAGGCCUCAUGGACAAAGCUGACCAUGAUAUCGUCAAGAAGAUCGAGAAGAUUCGCAGUCUUCUAGACGAGGGCCGGAAACUUCAUCGCUCCGCUGAUCAAGUGUCUAAAAGCACUUACACUUACCUAAGAGAGCGACUGACCUCUAGCUCUGGUAAUGAUAACAGGUAUGCCACCUUAGCCGAACAGCUGAGACAGAGGAUUACUGAUAUCAAGAUAAAAAUUGACCGUCAACUCCGGUUACUGGACGCUCUGAAGUCACAGGUCAAAGAUCAAGUUGUUGUUAUGCAGCGACUUGAGGUCGACAUUGACAUCAAACUACGCACAUGCAAGGGCUCUUGUGCCAGCUACAGUGAGUUCUCGGUGGAUAAAGAGAGCUAUGCAGCUUUGGACAAGCAAAUGGACCAACUGAACACUUUGAGUGUGCAGAGUGUGGAAACCGUUAGUUCUCUGGGAAUCAUGAAGAGCAGGCCAUUGAAGGACGUGGUGUUACCCUCCAUAUAUAAGAGCGGAACAGGCAAAGCCGAGCAGAAGCAGCUCCUGUUCGGAGACGUGGGUCAGAUGAAGCUUACUCUGGAGGCGGAGGGCUCCACUGCCGAAUCUGCUGCCACUGUUAGCAAGUUCCCCACCUCAGGUACGGGUUCAACUUCUUCCUUUACCUCCUCUUCCACCUCAACCAUCAAGCAGUGCACCAAGUCAGUGCGCAAGGUGACAACACACACCAAAGACGGCCCCAUAGAGAAGAUGGAGGUAACGGCUAGCGGGCCCGGGUGUGAAGAUUUAGAAAAAAUGGGAAUUUCAGAUUCAGAGUUUUUGGCAGCGGCCAAAGAAGGCAAAGAUCUGAACCGUGACGGAGUCAGAAUAACUGUGAGUGGUGGGAAUGAAAAGUCCAUUACUUCUCUCACACAUGGCACAGAUGGCUUAGGUGACUUCAGUGGAGGUUUCUUCACGGGUCUAGGCACUGAUAAGCAAAAGUUCUCCUCAUCUUCAUCUUCAUCCUCAUCCUCGAAAACAGUCUUGUCAGAUGGAAGCAAGAGUUACUCAAAGACCGCCCUUUCUAGCGACACAGGUUUUGGGGAUGACUUUGGGGCUUUCAUGCGAGGAGAUGUAGAAGAGGAUCUACCUGACAUCCACGCACGAAGCGUGAAAUCGCGCGACGAGCGCAAGGCUGGCAUUGUUGGUGGAGUGUGUACGGCCUUGAAAUCCAGUCUCAGACAACAUAAUCACUACGGUUACGCCAGAUUUGGACACUGUCCAGCUCGACCAACAUACCCUUUGUGCUCUGAUGAGGAGAGGGAGGAUAAAUGUCCAUCUGGGUGUCAUCUGGAGGGUCUUGUUAAUCUUGCAGAUGAAGACAUUCGGAAACGUCUGAGAAAUAUUUGUGAAAGGAUUCAAGAAAACCAGGAUGUCACUUCAUCUCUAGUGCAAAGGAGUGUACAGUUUUAUGGAACACAAAGAAAAGCUAUCAUUCAGACAUAUAUGCAGGAGAUCAGACAUGCUAAGUUUGUUGAAGAGCUUCACAGAAACUUCACAUUCCUGCACAAGAGGUCUGCAGAACUUGCAAAAGACUUACAGAAGCAUCAUCAGUUGAUCUGGGAUCAGAUAAAUGAAAUUCGUCGAAUUGAGGUGGACAUUGACAUCAAAAUCCGUUCGUGCAAGGGAUCAUGCAAGCAAACCUUUGACCAUGCCGUUGAUAUUGAAGCCUUCGAAGCUAUGGAGAACAAAAUGGAACAGUUCAGCAUUAUCUCAAAAAGGCGAAAAUCAUUUUCCAAAAACAAAAAACUAAAACUGAAGUCUGUUGAUCGACCUACCGUGUCCCCUUCUUACCGGAAAAUUCCCAUUGUUCGCACUGAGCUGCUUACAAAGUUUGAAGACAUUGAGCAGCAUCAGGUGAUUUUAGACGAACUCCUAGAAGAUAUAUAAUCAGAUUUAUAUCUUGAUUAGUAAUAUGAGGAGUUUUUUUGUCUGAUAUUCUGUAUGGUUUAGUAAUAUAUGAGUAAUAUAACAAAUGCUAUAUUUAUUUUUGUGACUUUGUUAUUUACCACAUAUUUAUUUCACCAAUGUGCCAUUUAUUUUGACAAUGUCAUGUAUACAGUUUCAGUUUCUCAGUGUACAUCUAACUGAAAUAUUCCAUGUAUAGUGUUAGAGGAUAAACAUGUUACUGUUUGUAGCAGUAAAAAAGUCUAUAGGCUCUGUCUUAAUUGCGAUGCAGAAGCAAAUGAGUAAGCAAACACUAUACAAAUAAAACACAAUGUAUUGAAUACCUCAAUACAAUAUCUCAA